Messenger RNA from Cucurbita moschata (crookneck pumpkin), 1233 nucleotides. RefSeq lists its product as uncharacterized. Lineage: Eukaryota; Viridiplantae; Streptophyta; Magnoliopsida; Cucurbitales; Cucurbitaceae. The record is from RefSeq and is a predicted model, not a curated record. The coding region runs from base 116 to 823 and encodes 235 amino acids. The transcript is spliced from 6 exons.
ACACAAUCGGAAGAGUUCCCUCUGGUCUUUUUCGGCGGCGGCGCUUGAAGCUUUACUCCGGUUUCCAACUCCGACGUAGGGUUGUAAAUUUUACUCUCUCUCUCUCUCUCGAGAGAUGGGUGGCAAAGGACUACGGAGGAGAGAGCGGAAUUACAGAGCCGCACAUGGAGGCUAUGAUCGUCUCCCACCGCCGCCGAACGCUUCCCAAGUCGAUACUCUGCCUUCCAAACUCCGCAAAUUAAUGACCUUCACUUCCCCUCGACCUCAAGAGUCUGAGAAGGUCUCGGAGGAUGUUCAGCGUAAGCGCAAGAGAGAAGCCGUUGAUACUGAAAAGAAAUACCAUCCAAAAGAAGCUCCGGGAAAAUCUGACUUAAAGAGCAAAGGUAAUGGUGGAAAUUCACAAAUGCCUCAGCUUACGGGGAGUGAUGAUGACGUUCAAAGCAAGUUCAGUGAGAAGAAAAACAAAAAACGAAAGAAAAAGCAGGUUACUGACCUUCGUUUUGAAGACUUGUCGGAGAAUUCAAAUCGACGUUUAAAGAAACGGGAACGCCAGAAAAAAUAUCACGAGGCUAAGAAAAAUAAACACAAAAAAGGCAAGACAGACGAGGAUCUAGACUUCCCAAGACAUGAAAAAAUAAAAUUUGGUGACGUGGUUGAAGCUCCAUUGAAGUUGACUGCAGUUCCGAAGGCGUUUAAAUCUGCACAAGUUGCUUCUCAAGAGAGGAAGCGAUUGCAGGCUAUAACUGAAUAUAGAAACCGCAAGGGAUGGACCUCAAGGCCAGGGUUGCAAAUACCUUCAAUGACUAUAUCACCAGCUGUUUAAUUCUCAGCAUUCUUAGUUGGCAGCUGGAUUUGCAUUAAUGAUGGUGGUUGUGUUGGGGCAGCAGCCAGAUUUUGUUCCAUUAGGGGUGGCGAUAAGCUGGCAAUGGGAUUCUCACGCCGCAUCACUAGCCCCAAAGAGUUGGUGGAGAGUUAUCAGAAUAUUGUCUAAAAGGGAAGAUUUGUUCUAUAAAUUACCAAGCAAUCAACUCAGAAACCAAAGGUCAGAUUCUGAAAAUCUUAUCAGAAACAGAUUCUGUGACGAAAGCUAACCUACCAUCUUAUGCUCUUCUUUUACUUCAUAUGAGAUUAAUAGGUUUCUUAUGGAUCCAAUGUUUUCUUUUUAUCGUUUAUUGAUGUAUGAAUUUGAUAAAACAUUAGGUAUUUCUAUUUGAAUUAUAAUGGUAACGUAAA